This is a messenger RNA of Choloepus didactylus (southern two-toed sloth), 5662 nucleotides long. Its product is annotated as keratin, type I cytoskeletal 18-like. The record is from RefSeq and is a predicted model, not a curated record. Gene Ontology annotation, molecular function: structural molecule activity. NCBI's taxonomy places the organism in Eukaryota, Metazoa, Chordata, Mammalia, Pilosa, Megalonychidae. Gene Ontology annotation, biological process: intermediate filament cytoskeleton organization. The coding region runs from base 4265 to 5560 and encodes 431 amino acids. Gene Ontology annotation, cellular component: keratin filament. The transcript has a single exon.
UUUAAGGCUUGAAAAUUAUAGCUGACUUAAUCCCUCUAUUAUACAAAUAUGAUGACUGCAUUGCAGUUUUAUUUAAGAAUAAUUUAGUGUAGCGGCCCAUGGUUAUAGAACAGUUCUGACCACAGUGGCCUCUGAUACUGGACUUACUCGCAGAAAUGAAACUUGACUGUGUUCGAGGGAAUUAGUGGGUUACAUUAUGGCUUGCUCUCUUUCACAGCUGAAAGAAUUGACAGUUAUUAAAUAACACUGGGCCACCGUAGUCCCUUCUCUUUCUUGUCUAAUGGUUCUUCAUCACGUGAGGUCAGUUGGAAUGGCAAACUUGUUUGCUUGCCCCCUCUCCAUCUCUCCCUCCUUCUUUCCUUUCUCAGCACAUAAUACUCAACGUGGUGGAAAGGGAACAAAUAAGUAAAUGCAAAAAAUAAUUUCCCAGACUCUAUCAGAUAUCUAUCAGAUAUCAGUAACAUUAAAAAGAUAGCACCUCACCCUUCUUCCCCUGUCACGCACACAUGCACACACAUGCACACAUCACACAUCACACAGUACCUGACACAUAGGAGGUAUUUAAUAGACGUUUGUCGAAAACUAGUUGGUGAAGUAGGAGCACUGACAGCCUCCAGCCCCCAGCCACAGGCUUCUAAGCUGUGCCUAGAGGUUAACCUCAAAAGCUAUGACCCUCUCUAGUACUGCAACCGCUGGAAUAAAUGGAGUUGAUGAAUUUGAUACUUAACCUUAUCCAUUCAAUAACCUUAUUGAUGCCUGGCCUUUAUGAAUUGCCAAGUUCUAGUUCCAAGAAAAUAGAGAAACCAAAGGAGAGAAAAUAUUCCUUACAUUCAGAGAAUUUAUUAUCUUGUUGAUAGAUUGUAUUGACACAGCUGAAGUUCAGAAAUAACAAAUCUCAGCUCUUUAGUUUUAUUCCUCAGUAGCAUCUAGUUUAUGCAAAAGUGGCUUUUCUUAAUUUGGAAGGCCCUUUUGAUAUUGAAGGUAGAUGCAGAAAUUUGCUUAAUUCAAAACAGAAUCUUGAGUUUUAUGAUUUUCAUGAUUUUCUCUUAAUUGGUAACAUUUAAUAAUAAUCAUAGGUGACUCAUUUUGGAGGGGUUUGUGGCUGGUUGUUCAAAGGUAAAAUGAUGUUUUUGGCUCUAAUUUGAUGGAUUUGAAUGACAGCCUGUAUAAUUCAGUUUCUGCCUAACUUGCCAUCCUCCCCAUUCCUUGCUAAAAGAAAGAACCAAAUAAGGAGCUUAAAAAAAAAAACCCAAACCACUCUGAACUGUUUUAAUUCACAUAGUCAUUUUCAAAGAGGUAGUUUGACAAAAAGAUGUAGUCUGCGACUUUUAUGUGUGAGGUCAAGCUUUCAAUCCAUUAGAACAUUAAUUUCUAUUUUUUUAAAUGGAGCUUUCCUUACCUAAAUUUAUUAUAAUAAAGUCUUGCCAAUAGAGCAGUGGAACAAUAGAGCAAAUAGUACCCUCUGGAAAACAAUUGCCUAAGGAACGGGAUACAAUGUCUAGUUGUAUUUUUAAGCAUCACUUGAAACAGAAAUUCUUGCCCCACAUCAUUUUUCCCCAAGAAGUCUUAACGACAGCAUUGGAAACUCUCGAUCAAAUGCUUCUUUAAUGAGUAAGUCUGUGGAUAGAAGCAAGCAGGCUUAUUGAAAGGUUGGAUACUAUUACUGUGUGGUUCUAUUAAUUAAAUUUAUUCCCUUAAAAUGACCUUGGAUUAAAACAGCCGCUUCUUCUGUGGUCAUGGUUAGCAGAUGUUUACCGUAAUUCUUUGCUCAGUGAAAAAAAAAAUCUCUCUUGCAACCCAACAAAAACAGCCACGUUCGCUUGGCUAAAUCAAAACUUUGGCGCUUGGGUCUUACUUUAUAUAUCAUGGCUCCAGUCACAUAACCUUUCCAAGUGUGAGGCUUAGAUCACCAGCUCCAACAUCUGCAGGAGAGCUUUGUGCACAGAGAUCCAUUAUGUGAGUGCUUAAUUCUUACACUGCUUUUGGCGUUCGUCCUUCCUCAUCAGAACCAAUAUCCUAUAUGUAAGCCUCUUUUAUUCUUCUUGUAUAAGAAUUCUAGCCUCUCUUUAAUUUUUAAAAAUUUCACAUGGGCCUUAUGGACAUUUAAGUGAGGAUUUUGAUCAUUAUAGAUAAGUCCAAGUUUGCCUUCUCAGUCAGAGAGUUUGGGCUUUCCUGGGCUCUCUCUGAAAUAAAAGUUAUUUCCUUUCCUCUUUUUUUUGUGUUCCUAAAGCGCCUUUUCUCUCUGCAUAUGGGGCCUACUUAACUAUCUCACCACUCAUAAUUUUUUGCCGAUUGCUAUGUUUUUAUUGUUUGUUUUACAGCCGUCAGUGGUCAUGGACCUUUAGAUAGUCCUUGUCCACUCCUGCUGUCUGUGGUUCUGGCAGGUAUUUUGGGACUAGCCCCCUCUUCUUUAAUGGAUUUCCGUGAGGAGGCAUGUUGCUUGCUCUUGUUCUUGGGCAGUGCUGAAAGGAACUACAACGGGAAAUCUUUGCUUUUCUUGGGAAACUCCUCCCUUUGGAAUGGAGAACUCUGGGUGGUUCUUCUUAUUUUGUUUUCAUUGCCAAAAUAAGCAGGGAUCUUGCAUAACACCAGGGUAGGAAAAAAGAAGUAAUUUUAAGGAAAACAUAUGUUCAUGUAGAGAAAAAGGGGGCGAGGACUGGGCAGGGGACAGGGGCCCACAAAGCUGAAGGCGUCUUCUUUCUAAUUCAGGUAGGAAACCAGGUUUUAAUCACUUCGGUGGGUGUAUCUUACAAAAUAAAAAAUAGAUUGCUUCCCUUCAUCCCCAAGUCUUUUCUUUGAUCUUAUUAAAAGUAAAUCUUGACCUUGGGUAGCAAAGUCUUACAGGCUAGUUAGUUGAAAUAUGUGGUGGUGGGAAUAGAUCAAAUCCUGUGUUUCGAAUAUUAUCUUCCUAUGAUCUUAGCACCUAAUUUCCUUGACGAUCAUUUGGGUUGAGAUGCCUGCCUUAAUAUGAAAUCAAAGCUAAAACUUCCCAAUUAUGAUUCCUCUUUGGUGUGAUAUUAGGAGAACAGAAAUCCGAGUAUUAAAAUGAACAAAGAUGUCUGCUCGAGCUCUUUGAUCGAUUAGUGGGCAUAUUAUUUGGCCUUUUAACUGAUUCCAAAUAAUGUCUGUUGAUAGAAACAGGGCAGAUAAUUGAGUGUUUCAGACUGUUUGUGGGUGGCAGUUUUUGAAAAUGCAGCUAAUUUGCAAAAUAGGGGGGAUGGUGGAGAGAAGAAAAAAAAAAGUUCCUUAAAUUAAGGUUUCUCAAGGUAUGAAAAUUUCAGUGUUGGGGGAAAGGCCAAUGAAGUUCUCCUUUCCCCUAUUAUAAAUUAAACACAGUAUUCUUAAAAUGUAGCUGUGAAGGAGGUAGGCCCAAGAGCAUUCUGGGUAGUGGCCUAUGUCUGUAAUUACAAAGCCAGAGUGAUCUUGUAUGGGCUCAUACAAACGUUUAGGGUCUUGGGCUGGCAGGACCAAAUUUGGAAGCCUUGGUACUGCCUGGAACUGACUGUAAGUCCAGUUCUUUCUUGCAGGCACAAAAAGUGCAUCCAAGUGGGGUCCCCAUUUAAGAAAUAUUAUAAAGCUCAGCUCUUAAAGAGCCCUGCUUUCCUUGAGUGUUGACUCAGGUAGGUUUGGAAAUUGUGGCAGGGUAGAUCCAGGCUUAUGUUCAAUCUAUUUUAUUGAAAAAUCUAAUUAAGAUUUAAAAACUCACAGAUGACAGCCCCCCCCCCCAAAAAAAAAGAAAAGAAAAAGGAAGCAAAGCCAUUUAAAGUUUAAGAUUAUUCUUAGAUAUUAGUUUAAGCUUCCAGCUAGCUAUUUUAGUUAAUCCACUCCCUUUACCCCCCUCAAAGACCUCAAAAGAUAUUGUCACUAGUACAACCAUUUCACCAGUGGGAAAAUGAAGUUAAACAGAAAAUCACAUGUACAAGAAAAGGAAUCUUGAGUUAGAUUUCUCUCAAUUCAUAGAAUAGGUUACAUUCUGUUGUUUCUCUAGUGUUUUUGUCCUUUGGGAUCAGUGAAAUCAUAAAUGGUUUGUAGAAGGCAUCUCUAUAUUAGUGGACAGUAUGAAGGACCUCAAGGAAAGUGGCAGAGCAGAAUUGGAAAUCCCCAAAGUCUCAUUUAAGAAGUAUAAUUGGCCAUUUAUCAGGUUCUUACUGUUCAGCUACUGUUGUAGGCAAUAUGCUAGCACUGUUUUAUUAAAUCCAUAUAAAACCUAUGGAGCUGCGUCCAUAUCCCGAGUCCUGGCCUCUCGCCUUCCUCCCCAGACAACAUGAGCUUCACCACCCACUCCACCACCUCCUCCACCAACUACCGAUCCCUGGGCUCGGUCCAGUUGCCCAGCCACUGGGUCCGGCCGGCCAGCAGCGCGGCCAGCGUCUAUGCAGGCGCCGGGGGCUCGGGCUCCCGGAUCUCCGUGUCCCGCUCCUCUAGCUCCCGGGGCAGCUGGGGGUCUGGGGGCCUGGCUGGAGGGGUGGCUGGGGGUCUGGCAGGAAUGGGGGGCAUCCAGGGCGAGAAGGAGACCAUGCAAGCCCUGAACGACCGCCUAGCCUCCUACCUGGACAGGGUGAGGAGCCUGGAGACUGAGAAUCGGAGACUGGAGGGCAAAAUUCGGACACACCUGGAGAAGAAGGGACCCCAGGUCAGGGACUGGAGCCACUACUUCAAGAUCAUCGAGGAACUGAGGGCUCAGAUCUUUGAGGUUUCUGUGGACAACGCCUGCAUCAUUCUGCAGAUUGACAAUGCUCGGCUGGCUGCAGAUGACUUCAGAGUCAAGUACGAGACUGAGCUGGCCAUGCACCAGUCUGUGGAGAGCGACAUCCAUGGGCUCCGCAAAGUCAUUGAUGACACCAACAUCACUCGGCUGCAGCUGGAGACGGAGAUCGAGGCUCUCAAAGAGGAGCUGCUCUUCAUGAAGAAGAACCAUGAGCAGGAAGUAAAAGGCCUACAAGCCCAGAUUGCCAGCUCUGGGCUGACCGUGGAGGUGGACGCCCCCAAGUCUCAGGACCUCAGCAAGAUCAUGGCAGACAUCCAAGCCCAGUAUGACGAGUUGUCUCAGAAGAACCAAGAGGAGCUGGACAAGUACUGCUCUCAGAAGAUUGAAGAGAGCACCACAGUGGUCACCUCUCAGUCCGCUGAGAUAGGAGCUGCUGAGAUGACACUCAGGGAGCUGAGACGUACUGUCCAGUCCUUGGAAAUUGACCUGGACUCCAUGAGGAAUCUGAAAGCCAGCCUGGAGAAAAGCCUGUGGGAGGUGGAAGCCCGCUAUGCCCUGCAGAUGGAGCAGCUCAACGGGGUCCUGCUGCACCUGGAAUCGGAGCUGGCACAGACCCGGGCAGAGGGGCAGCGCCAGGCCCAGGAGUACGAGGCCCUGCUGAACAUCAAGGUAAAGCUGGAGACCGAGAUUGCCACCUAUCGCUGCCUGCUAGAAGACGGAGAGGACUUCAGUCUCUGCGAUGCCCUGGGCAGCAGCAACUCCAUACAAACUAUCCACAAGACCACCACCCGCAGGAUUGUGGAUGUCAAAGCGGUAUCUGAGACCAACGACACCAAAGUUCUGAGGCACUGAGGCAGCAGAAGCAGGGUGCCCUCUGGGGAACCGGUGACCAAUAAAAACUUCUGCAUCUUCAAAAAAAAAAAAAAAAAAAAAAAAAAACCUAUGGAGUAGCUA